This is a messenger RNA of Sclerotinia borealis F-4128, 1131 nucleotides long. NCBI's taxonomy places the organism in Eukaryota, Fungi, Ascomycota, Leotiomycetes, Helotiales, Sclerotiniaceae. The record is from the annotation of a GenBank genome assembly.
AUGUUUAAUACAUAUGAUCCCGAUGGAGAUUUGUUGCUACUUCUUACACAAGAACCAAAGCGGGAAGACACAGAUGAGGGAGCAGCUUUAGGAGAAUUAGCAGAACCAUCACCAAAAGAAGACUACUCGGAAGGAAUUCUCUCAACCAAUGCACCAAGCGUUGUUGGAGAAGAUGUACUCAUGUUAGUCUCAUCCAAACACAUGAGCCUUGCUUCUCCUGUAUUCAAGGCCAUGCUUCAACGCAAUAAUUUCCCAGAAGGUCGAGAACUAGCCUCUGCUGGCAAGGUUAAGAUUCCCCUUCCUGAUGAUGACCCUGAUGCUUUUGCUAUCUUGAUGUGUGUUAUCCAUGGUCGUACCAGGAGUAUUCCUCGGGACGUGGAUUUAGAUGUGCUGUCGAGGAUCUCUACUUUGGUCGAUAAGUAUCAAUUACAUGAGGUGGUUGAAAUAAUGUCUGAUAGAUGGAUAUCCUUGCUUGAACCUCAAUUGCUGGAGGUUCAUAUGGAUGAUUUACUUCCGUGGCUCAGUAUUUCUUGGGUAUUUGAAAAAUCAGAUAUCUUCAAGGAAGUUACUAGAAUUGCAGAACGACAAAGUAAUGGCAAAAUUGGUGAAGACCGACAUGAUAUUCCAAUUCCAAAUCGAGUCGUGGAUGCCAUUCAAAAACGUCGAUUAACCGCAAUAACCGACGCAUAUUCUACAGUAGAAAACAUAAUCAAUACCGGCAAACAUCACUGUACCGCACCCCGUGAAGACGCUUUCGAAUGUAGUGGCAUGGUUCUAGGAACCCUCCUCCAAAGUUCCACAAAAUUAGGCAUAUUCCCCGUACCAGAUCUCACAGACACAGACCUCACAUUUAAUCAUGUAAUCAACCAAAUUCGCAAGGUAGAAGUUGUCGCUCUUUGUGAUAAGAUAUCACCAUUCAAAAGCUAUGAGUAUCAUCAUUGGUCUACGCACGGUGUCAAACAGGCUAUUGAUACUGAAUUGGCAAAUAUUGAGAAGAGAUUGUGUGGAUUAGAGAUGGAGGAUUUUCAAAAGGGGAAGAGAGUUCAGGGGGAGAUCAAGCUACCGAUGAGGGUGAACAUGAAGUCGGAUAAUCUGGAUAUGGCACAGUUGUCCCUCCUGCCUUCUGCAUAG